Messenger RNA from Setaria italica (foxtail millet), 1165 nucleotides. RefSeq names its product non-structural maintenance of chromosomes element 1 homolog. Gene Ontology annotation, cellular component: Smc5-Smc6 complex; nucleus. The transcript is spliced from 6 exons. Lineage: Eukaryota; Viridiplantae; Streptophyta; Magnoliopsida; Poales; Poaceae. Gene Ontology annotation, molecular function: ubiquitin-protein transferase activity. The record is from RefSeq and is a predicted model, not a curated record. Gene Ontology annotation, biological process: double-strand break repair via homologous recombination; DNA damage tolerance.
GAGCGGGGAGCAAGCAGAGCUCGCGAUGGCGCCGCUGUCGUGGCGGCACCACACCCUGCUGCAGGCGCUGCUCACCCGCGGCCCUCUCUCCGAGCGCGACUUCCACGCCGUCUUCGCCGCCGUAUCCGGCAGGAACCCCGCCACUCAUCAACAACUGUUCAAUGAUACACUUCUGAAGAUCAACAAGGACCUCGCAUAUUUGCAGUUUGAGUUGCGAGCAUGCAUCAACCAAUAUGAUGGAACGGUGUAUUGUGGAGUGGUUAAUAACAUUGCUGACGAAGAAUCAAAGCUUGGAACAAAGUAUUCUGUGCCCCAGAUUGCAUUCUACAAGGGACUGUUAGAAGCAAUAGUUCAGGAAGCUGGAAAUGAUGGGAGCAUAACCAGUAUUGACGCUCUCAAUGUCCGGCUUGACAACCAGGUCAUUAUUGUAGAUGGUUCACAGGAAAGCUAAUCUCGUCUUCCUACUUCCAUAAAGAACUUCUCACUGAGCCAGAAAGAGAAAGCUCUAGAUGAACUGAUACGGGAUAGUUGGUUGUCAUACACCUCCACAGGCAAGAUUGGUCUGGGCACCAGAUCAUUUCUUGAUCUCCGAAGCUGGUUCCGUGGUAACGGCAUCCCAUCAUGCAUGGUGUGUAACGAAGCUUGUAUAAAGGCAUCUAGUUGUCCUAAUGAGGAAUGCAAUGUAAGAAUCCAUGAAUAUUGUCUGAGGAAAUUUUCACAGCGAAAGUCUUCAAGAGCCUGUCCUGGUUGUGGUACCGAAUGGCCCCGUCAGGAUGGUGAAGCCGACGGUGAUGAUGAUGUGAAUGAACCUGAGGAGGAUCAAGCCCCAUCAGCUAAACGUUCCUCGAGAAAGAGGCACAAUCAAGUCAAAGCUGAACUGGUGGAAGAAAAUGACAACGCAGGCCCAUCAACGGCGUUGCCUAGGAGGAGCUCAAGAAGCAUUAAAGCCGAAGCAGUCGAGGCUGCUCAAGAGGCGUCUUCUGCAGGAGCUUCGCAGGCAACCAGGACGUCCAAAAGAAGGAAGAAAUGAUGACGCUGGCUAAUGAAUGAUAGGUACUGAGAUUGGCGGCUCUCUUUUGUUAUGUAGCCUUAAGAUGAUGGCGUUACAAACUCCUAGAGCUUAUUUAACUUGUGACAGUAUAUCAAUCUAGCUAAAGUGGUGCCA